CGCCUUCUUCAGUCUUCACUCUUUAGCUUCUGUUUUUAGCUCUUUGGCUGGUGAGAAAAUGCCGGAAAUUAAACCUUACAGACUCUGAUCUGCUGUCUUGUCGUUUUGAAUCCAAAAGAGAGAGUCUUUCGCUGUCCAAAAAUAUGCCAUAUCUCUGUGCAUACAAGUCAAAUGGCUGCAGUGCAAUAUAUUCUAAAUUAAUUUUGAAUGAUCUAUUACUAAGUUCAUUUACAUCAGAUAAGUUGGGCUUGACAUUAUGGAAAGGAUAAGAUAGCCAGUAUGUGUAUUCCGUUCCAAACCCACAUCCACAAGGAUCAUCGAGACUCAACUGCCUUGUGGCUAACAUUUUUCCCAAAAUUUAACUGAACAUGAAUUUGAAAUGGAUGGGGAUGAAUCCUAUGGGAUUGAUGAGAUUUUUGUGCUAGUUUCGGCACCAUUGAUUUUCAUUGACAAUAGAGCCCCUCUCCCAAACGUGUUUUACAUUGCACUGUAGGUUUGAACUCAAAAUCAUUUGGUUCCUUAGAGAUCUUACAGAGCUGGGCAGCAUCACAGAAGAUCCCUCACCCAAAAGCAUGCAUCUGUGGAAUUGAAAUGAAGGUGUUACAGGAUUCAGCGGAAAUAAAAUUCUCAACACAAAGAUCACUUGAGCCACCAGGUGGCCUGCAAAACAAUGCACCUAAGGCUCUUGGGAUCGACUCUGGUUCAGUGUCUGUUUCAAGCAACAAUGGCAGAAAAGUUACCUUUGAAGAUAUUGAAGCUGUCCAGAAUCUGAUUGAAAGGUGCCUUCAACUGUAUAUGAAUAGAACUGAGGUGGUAAGUACCCUUUUGCAUCAAGCCAGAAUUGAGCCUGGUUUUACAACCUUAGUAUGGCAGAAAUUGGAAGAAGAAAAUGUAGACUUUUUUAAGGCCUACUGCAUGAGGCUAGCUCUGAAGAGACAAAUUAUUAUAUUCAAUCAAUUACUUGAGCACCAGUACCAGCUGAUGAAGAUGAAGUCCCCUGUAUCUCCAAAGGUUCCAUUAGCUUCUAUUGAGAAUGGGAUUCAGCGCUUGCCAGUUAACAAUCUACCUAUGGGAUACACCAUUCUGCAGCAGCCUUCAAUUCCAUCAACAGGUAAUUCCCAGAUCAGCUCUGUGGGAAGUGUAUCUAGCUGUCAUGUGGUAAAUGGAGUCCUUGCAUCAGACAGUUUCCAUCCAAUGCAAAUAAAUUCUCUAAAAGGAAGCCCAGCUGACCCAGUACCUGCUGUCCCUGUCAUCAAGUCAGAGAUGAUGGAUUUGAGUCCAACACCAGUUACAUCCAAUGGUCAAUUUCUUUUCACUCCAGCAGAAAUAUCAGGAUUGAGUGUAGAUGCUUCAGCACUUGACUCUGCGUAUGCCUCUCAUAUAACAAGCCCAGAGGGGCUGCAGCUUGGACCUGAUUCUGAUACUGACAAUUGUAGGAAAUCUCUCGAACCAGUUUGUCAAAUUCACUGGAAUUUAAGCUUCUCAGAUCUAACUGCAGGCUUGGCAAAUGUAGAAGAUCAUGGACAUCUGGGAAACUGUUCAGGUUCUGAUAUACUCCUUGAUUCUCCAGAGCAAAAUGACAUUGGUGAGGAUUUCUUUCUUGAUAAUGUUCCUGCCCCAGGCAAUCAAAUGAAGGAAUAAUCAUAAAGGUGCUGCUUGUUACAAACCACAGGUUCAUGAUCAAUUGUCAAUGAUCUUUCACCUGUGCAAAGUAUAGUUGUAAAUUUGGAACCUCAAAUCAGGCAGGCAGAUUUAUUUAUUAUUGCUUUUUUACUAGUAUAGUUGCUUAGCUUUGCAGCUAACAACAGAGUAUUGUUUGCUCCAGUUAUUAUUUGUAAAUUUCCAGAAUCCAUGUAAAUACAAACAACUUCAAAGACAGGCUUAUUAAGUUUUGAAUUAAAGCUUCGAUGCACGCUAGUGACUUA
This is a messenger RNA of Hevea brasiliensis (rubber tree), 1925 nucleotides long. RefSeq lists its product as uncharacterized. The coding region runs from base 592 to 1641 and encodes 349 amino acids. Lineage: Eukaryota; Viridiplantae; Streptophyta; Magnoliopsida; Malpighiales; Euphorbiaceae. The transcript has 10 exons. The record is from RefSeq and is a predicted model, not a curated record.